Molecule: messenger RNA, 1214 nt
Organism: Mytilus trossulus (common blue mussel)
Lineage: Eukaryota; Metazoa; Mollusca; Bivalvia; Mytilida; Mytilidae
Product: low-density lipoprotein receptor-related protein 2-like
Exons: 6
Coding region: 129-1136 (335 amino acids)
Source: RefSeq, a predicted model, not a curated record
UUCUCCCCUAUAUAUUCCUACAAAUUCAGACGUCAUUUACGAGAACACAAUAACAACUCGACGGCAUUUAAAGUGCAGAAAGCUGAUAAUUUCUUUUUUUGGUAGAUUUAUGUGAUUUUUAUUGGAGAAUGAGGAAUACAUGUCUUUAUUUGGCUGUCAUCUUUACAAUUCUGAAAUAUUCAUAUUCUAGACGACCUUUUCGAGAUCGACCACCAUUGUUGGCAAUGACUGAGAACGGGAUCUCGUUUUUUGACAGAGGAACAUGGCGAGAACGUGUAUUGUGUAACAAAAGUCACACCUAUAACCAUUUUAAAUCUAUUGAUAUCCAUUAUAAAAAGAAAAUGGCUUUCUGGACAGAAUCUGUUAUGCUAAAGUCAGGAAUCUAUAGCCAUGAAAUAAGAUCAGCUAAGCUAUUGAAUGGGGGAUUUUCCGAAAUAAGAACCGUUUCUACUGGUGAUUGGACAGCAAGACUCGCUGUAGAUUGGAUAAAUGAUAAAUUAUACUUUAGUGACCUUAUUGGAGAAUUGUUUACAGGCGAUAUCUAUGCUACUAAUCUUGAUGGGACGGAUAAACAGCAUUUAUUACACGUUAAUAUGCUACAUGGGGACAAUCAAUUUCAAAUCGAUCCAGUGAACAGGUGGAUAUAUUUCGUGUCUCUAAGUGCGAAGUCACCAUUACAUAGUUAUGAUAUACUUGAGAGAGUACACAUGGACAUGAAUGGAACAAACAGACAAAUCAUCGAUGCUGAUACUUGUCUCGAUAAAAACCAGUACAAUUGUGAAUUAGCGUUUGCAGUAGAUCAUACUACAGGCAGAGUAUUCUGGAUGGAUUUCUUUAGUUCUAUGGUGCACAGUAUGGAUGCUAACGGGGAAAACAGACAAACAUAUAGCUUUUCAAAAUAUGAACGAGCUAUUCGAUCGAAUAAAUACAAAAUGCAUCAUACUAUUGACAAGUGGAUUGAGAUCGCCUACAAGGGAAACUUGUAUGGUAUGAAAAAAUUGCGAAAAGAUAAAAAGAACAAGAUUUUCCGCUUAAACACCAGAAACAACAAAAUUAUUUCCUUACCACUUGGAGUUCCAGUUCAACAUUUCAGAAUAUUCCAUAGUUCCACGCAACCAAACAACAACAUGAAAUAGUUCAGAAAAAUUAUUUGAAAGAAAAUUACCUAAACAUGUAGAAACAAAGAUUAUGAAAUAAAUAUGCUUGUUAUUGUA